AUGAAUCAACCUUUUAACAAUCACCUAAUCUUUUCCAAUUUACUACAUCAGCCUUAGCCAAUUACCUAACAUUUUCCCUAUUAAAAUCCUCUAUAAACUUUUUAUUCAUAAUUUUAAGUAGCAUACAAUUUCGCCCCAAUUCAUAACCAAUAGAGUUAGCAAUAUUUUUAAUUAUCCUUGCCAUUUAAUGGAUAUAAUGAUUUUGGUAUUGCUCUUACAUAUCUUAGUCAUUUAUUCUGAUAAUUCAACAUCCUUAUAAAAAACGACUUAGACAAUUGCAAAUACCAAAAAUAGUAAUAAAAUUCAGGAUCCCACACAUCAACUUCUUAUGAACAAAUAAACGCUUCGUGAAUAUAUUCUCUUGAUUCUGAAUGAUAAUGAUCAAAUCCAUUAGAUUUCACAAAAUCUCAAAGAAAUCAACUAAAUUCAAUUAGCAAAGACUUUAGAAUUAUUAGUUAAAAAAUAGUAAUAGCAUAUCAAAAGUAGAGAAGAAUUAAUCAAGUUUUGUUUAAGAAAAGCAUUUAGGUUUAUAUUUUAGAAAAUAUCAGAAAGAAACAACAUUUCAAGUACUAUUAUCAACAAUCUAUUAGAAACUAAUUUAAAAACUGCACGAUAGGAAUUUUUAAAAAUUAUGGAGUAGGAGAAACAUAUCCCAUUAAUAUUACCUUUUGGAAGGAACAGUAAAAACAAAACCAUGAAUAAUGAUUUUUUAAAAGAAGUAUUUUCUUCUCAAAUUUUCCAAAAUUUCUACAAAGAGUUUUUAGGUAUAUUAUAUUCAUAAUUAUAGAUCAUUUAGAUGAUACUAUAUAAGCAGAUAGAAAAAAGAAGAUUGAUAAACUAUAGGAUAAAAUUUGGUUGAGUUUAAGGGAGAAUAGAACCGUAAUUAUGUAUUAGAUUAUUAUAGACUUAAAUUGAUAUUAAACGACUUCCUUGGUCAUUGAAAAAUAUAGAUAGAGUGAAAUCUAUAGCUUUUGAGUUGUUGACAUUUUCAGAAAAUCAUAAAAAUUGA
This is a messenger RNA of Paramecium pentaurelia, 1009 nucleotides long. Lineage: Eukaryota; Ciliophora; Oligohymenophorea; Peniculida; Parameciidae. The record is from the annotation of a GenBank genome assembly.